GUCCUAGUUUUCUUUUACAUAUAUCGUCAUCUAAUUUGAUAUCAUAUAUUUGGUAAUCAGAUAGAAUUGAUGAUGAGCAGUCGCAUAGUGCUUCUCUUGCUUUGGCUGCUAUUAGCCUCAACUGCCUUAUUAUUAUUAUGUGAUGGUAUUCCUACUCUCCAUCCACAUGUAGUUUGCAGUGAAAAGGAGAAAACAGCUCUUCUCAACUUCAAACAAGGUCUCACUUGGGAUCCUUCCAACAUGCUGCUAUCCUCAUGGUCUCCACUCCAACAAGAUUGUUGUACUUGGAGUGGAGUCCGCUGCAACAAUCUUACUGGUCGAGUCAUCCACCUUCACCUCUCCAAUCAGACGCAGCAGUUGGGUGGAAAGAUUAGUCCCUCUUUGGUGGAAUUAGAAUCUCUGAGUUACUUGGACUUGAGCUUUAACAAUUUCAGUGGUUCUAUUCCAAGUUUCUUCGGUUCUAUGCCAAGUUUGAGAUAUCUCAACCUCUCUUAUGGUUAUUUUGAGGGGUUGAUUCCUCAUCAGCUUGGGAACCUCUCGAGCCUUCGUAUUCUCGAUCUAAGCGAUAAUUAUGGACUUUAUGUUGAUGAUCUUAGUUGGAUUGCUCGUCUUCAUUCCUUGGAGUACCUUGGCAUGAGUUGGAUCGACCUUCACAAGGCAGCUACUUGGCAUCAAUCCAUUAGCAAGCUUCUUUCCCUUUCAGAACUACACUUGUCCCACUGCAGAAUCGAAGGGCUGAUUCCUCAUGCACUUGGAAACCUCUCGAGCCUUCGUUAUCUCGAUCUAAGAGAUGAUCAGCUUUUUGUUGAUGACCUUAGUUGGAUUGCUGGUCUUCAUUCCUUGGAAUACCUUGACAUGAGCAGGGUCGACCUUCACAGAGCAAUCAAUUGGGUUCAAGAGGUGAGCAUGCUUCCUUCCCUUUCACAACUACAUUUGUCUGGCUGCCUACUUGAGAAAAUGAUUCCCCCUCUCGCUUUUGUUAAUUUCACGUCUCUUAAAGUCCUUGAUCUUUCGGAAAACCAUUUCAAUUGCAAGAUACAAGUCCUGUUGAGUAAUCACACUCGUAGCCUUAUGUCUCUUGAUCUAUCUUCUAAUUCCCUAUAUGGCCAAAUCCCAGACGAUCUUGGGCAACUGAAACAUCUUGAAUUUCUCUCACUUUAUUGGAAUUCAUUGUAUGGUCCCAUUCCAGCAUCUAUUGGAAACUUAUCGUCCUUGAGAUUAUUAGAUCUUUCUGAUAAUAAAUUGAAUGGCACUUUGCCAAACAGUAUGGGGUUCCUCUCAAAUCUAGAGGAACUACAUGUAGGAUACAAUUCCUUAGCAGGCAUUGUUUCCGAAGCCAGUUUUGCCAAACUGUCAAAAUUGAAGAAAUUGUAUACGUGGUCAAACUCUCUGCUCUUCAGCAUGAGCUCCAAUUGGGUUCCUCCUUUUCAACUUGACGUACUUGAUAUGAGUUCCUGCAAAAUGGGUCCAAGGUUUCCAUUGUGGCUGCAAACACAAACAUCUUUGUAUGCAUUGGACAUUUCUCAGUCGGGAAUUUCAAGCACAGCUCCAGAAUGGUUGUGGAAAUGGGUUUCACGUAUUGAGUAUAUUAAUCUCUCCAACAACCAGAUAAAUGGAGACAUGUCGAAUGUGUUGCUAAAUUCUAGUGUUGUCCAAAUGACUUCUAACCGUUUCGAGGGUAAGUUGCCACGUUUGUCUCCAAAUGUUCAAUUGUUGAACCUUGCAAACAAUUCUUUCUCCGGACCCAUUUCCCCAUUCUUGUGCCAAGAGAUGAAUGGAGAAAGUUUGUUACAGGUUCUGGAUCUAUCAAAUAAUAUUUUAUCUGGAGAACUCUCUCAUUGCUCGAUGCAAUGGCAAAAUCUGGCCAAUAUAAACUUGGGGAGGAACAACCUAUCUGGUAAAAUUCCUAACUCAAUGGGUUCGCUGUGGUGGCUCCGAUCAUUGCAAUUGCAUAAUAAUAACUUCGUUGGAGAAAUACCUAUAUCAUUGCGAAGCUGCCCCUUUUUGAGUCUCAUUAAUUUAGGUGGAAAUGAAUUUCUCGGACUCAUUCCAAGUUGGAUUGGAGAUAUGUUGCAAUUGGAGAUUCUUAGCUUAAGAUCGAAUAAAUUUAUCGGCAAUAUAUCGACACAAAUAUGCCAACUUUCUAAUCUUAUAAUCCUCGAUCUUGGGAAUAACAACUUAUCAGGACCUAUACCAAAAUGUCUGAAAAAUAUCAGUGCCAUGAUUACAACGGAUUCUUCAAAUCAACAAUCAUUUGAAAAUGUAGUCCUGUAUUCCCAUGAUAGUAUUGAAUACUACAAAGAUAUUCUCUCUUUGGUGACAAAAGGGAGGGAAUCAGAGUAUAAGAAUAUCCUUGGACUUGUUAGGAGCAUAGAUCUCUCAAGUAAUAACAUAUCCGGUUCGAUCCCAGAAGAGUUUUUUAGUCUUCACGCGUUGCGAUUUUUAAACUUGUCUCGUAAUCAAAUUACAGGAAAGGUACCCGAGAAUAUUGGAGGCAUGGCAAUGUUAGAAUCCCUUGAUCUCUCAAGAAAUCAUCUUUCGAAUGAAAUUCCACAAAGCAUGUCGAAUUUGACAUUUAUCAAUUACUUGGACUUGUCAUAUAACAACUUCUCUGGAAGAAUUCCUUUAAGCACCCAACUUCAGAGUUUUAAUGCAACUAGCUACAUUGGAAAUUCUGAACUUUGUGGAGCCCCUCUCAACAACAAUUGCACAAGAGAAGAAUCAUCUCAAGGUCGAGGUGUGACAUCAAUGGAGAAAGAGGAAGAAGAGUAUGAAAUGGUAUGGUUUUAUAUUGGCGUGGGUCCGGGAUUUGUGGUUGGAUUUUGGGUUGUUUGUGGUACUCUUAUCCUCAAAAGGACAUGGAGGCAUGCUUAUUUUCAGCUUCUUGAUGACAUGAAAGACCGGAUCUACUUGGCUAUAUUGCUAAAGGUGAACUGGCUCCGCAGGAAGUUCUAGAGAUCUAAUGAUACAUGAAGAUUGUCAUCAUCUUCUACAAGGACAUUUUGGAUCAAUUCGGAGCUAGAUUUUCACAUAGUACGUUCAGGCUGCAGACUAUCUGGCUGUUGGAUCUGCUGUUGGUGUGGUUUGGUUUGCUUUGUUGGUGUUUUGGUUUGUUGUGUAUUUGGUUUUUCUUUUAUGUUGAGGUAAUUUGGGUGUAAUAAAAUUUGCUUCCUAUGGGGAAAAACAGUUAUUGCCUACUCAUUUAUGCAUAAAUAAGUUAGGCUAUACUCAAUAUUCUAUGUGAAAUAAUUGUUGUACUAUAAUUAUUUUUUGUUGGGUUGCUAAAAGAA
Cornus florida is the source of this 3290-nucleotide messenger RNA. RefSeq names its product receptor-like protein EIX2. The coding region runs from base 70 to 2955 and encodes 961 amino acids. The record is from RefSeq and is a predicted model, not a curated record. Gene Ontology annotation, molecular function: protein binding. The transcript has 2 exons. Lineage: Eukaryota; Viridiplantae; Streptophyta; Magnoliopsida; Cornales; Cornaceae.